AUGAACCGGCACCUAUCGACGAUACUCUGCCUGAGGAACAGCUACUCUUGGUGGAAGUCUGGGAAAAGCGUAGGUUUGGCAGUUCGGUUAGAGCAGUUGAAGGCAGUUGAGGAAAAGGAAGCGCCUUGGUAUGCAGAUUACGCCAACUACUUGGUGUGUGGAGAGGUCCAGCCGAUCUAUCUCCUUACCAGAAGAAGAAGUUCUUCAGGGACAUCUCACACUUCUUUUGGGACGAACCAUACCUGUUCAAGAGAGGAUCAGAUGCUUCCAAAGGUUCUUCAAGCCGGAUUCUGGUGGCCAAGCCUUUUCAAAGACACUCACGACUUCAUUGCAAGGUGUGAUAGAUGCCAACGAGAAGGGAGCAUUUCCAAGCGCAAUGAAAUGCCACAAAACCCGAUACUUGAGGUGGAAGUGUUUGAUGUAUGGGGCAUCGACUUCAUGGGCCCCUUUGAGCCACCUUCUCAUGGGAAUAGAUACAUCCUAGUGGCAGUUGACUAUGUGUCCAAGUGGGUCGAGGCAAUCGCUUCCCCAACGAACGAUGCCAAGGUUGUGCUCAAGCUGUUCAAAAGCAUCAUCUUCCCGAGAUAUGGAGUGCCAAGGGUUGUAAUAAGCGAUGGAGGAAGCCACUUUAUCAACAAAGUCUUCGAGAACUUGUUGAAGAAGUAUGGAGUCAAGCAUAAGGUAGCGACACCAUACCAUCCUCAGACAAGUGGUCAAGUGGAAGUGUCGAACAAGCAGAUAAAGGGGAUCCUCAGGACGAUUGUGGGAGUCACCAAGAAGGACUGGGCAGUUAAGUUGGACGACGCUCUCUGGGCUUACAGGACCGCCUAUAAGACGCCAAUAGGAAGGACACCUUUCUCGCUCCUUUACGGGAAAUCGUGUCACCUUCCGGUGGAGAUUGAGUACAGAGCACUUUGGGCAAUCAAACUGCUCAACUUCGACAUCAGGUCUGCCCAAGAGAAGAGGGGUUUCGACUUACAUGAGUUGGAAGAGAUCAGGCUGGACGCAUAUGAGAGCUCCAAGAUUUACAAAGAACGGACUAAGGCAUUUCACGACAAGAAAAUUGUGCCUAAGGUCUUCAAGGUUGGAGAAUAUGCGCUGCUUUUCAACUCGAGAGCUAAGUUGUUCCCUGGGAAGCUCAAGUCCAAGUGGUCGGGCCCGUUUGAGAUUAAGGAAGUCCUUCCUUAUGGAGCUGUCACUUUGCUUAACCAGAAUGGCGAGGAGUUCACGGUGAAUGGCCACAAGCUCAAACCGUAUUUGGGCCAACGCAUUCAAGGAGAAGGAGUCUCAACUCCUCUUCCGGACGCUCCCUUAGCCUAA
Molecule: messenger RNA, 1320 nt
Organism: Microthlaspi erraticum
Lineage: Eukaryota; Viridiplantae; Streptophyta; Magnoliopsida; Brassicales; Brassicaceae
Source: the annotation of a GenBank genome assembly